Messenger RNA from Adineta steineri, 1125 nucleotides. NCBI's taxonomy places the organism in Eukaryota, Metazoa, Rotifera, Eurotatoria, Adinetida, Adinetidae. The record is from the annotation of a GenBank genome assembly.
AUGUAUCAAAAUUUUCAACAACUGAAAACUGGUUCAAAUGCUUUACAAUUAGAUAUUACUGAAUCAUCGUCAUCCAAUAUCAAACGUCAUAUUGAUAAUGAAGUUACAAUCACUGUAGAACAUGAAACGAGACGAAAAAGAAAAAUUCCGAAUAGUUCUUCGACAGUACCAGAUGAUCUUAGAAAACAGAAAGAUCGUCAUGGUCUUUGUGGUCUUAAAAAUCUUGGUAAUACAUGUUUUAUGAACAGUGCUAUUCAAUGUCUGAGUAAUGUAUCUCAACUAAAGAAUUUCUUCUUAUCCGAUUAUUGGCAUCAAAUGAUAAACCAUAAAAAUCCAUUAGGUACACAAGGUCAAGUCGCCCAAGAUUAUGCUGAUCUCAUGUCUGAUAUGUGGUUAUCAAAUAAAAAUAGUAUAACACCGAAACGAUUGAAAACAAGUGUGGCCAACUUUGCUGAAAUAUUCACUGGAUAUAGUCAACAAGAUGCACACGAAUUUAUGCAUUUUCUUUUAGAUGCUCUUCAUGAAGAUUUAAAGGAUGACACUAAUGAUUCAUCGCCAAUAUCGAAGCUUUUUUAUGGUCGAACAAUUUCAAUAAUAACAUGCGUGAGCAAAAAACGUCAUGUGGAACAAGUGGAAGAUCUUUUCACAUAUCUGCCUCUGACAAUACCUACUGAACAACCUUUAACCGUCCAGCAAUGCCUCACUAAUUUGUCUGCCGUACAGAUAGCUUCGUCAAAUAGCGAAUGGUUCUGUUCUAAAUGUAGAAAAAAGCGUCAAUCCAAAAAACAAAUGUAUUUGUUUGAUUUACCACGUGUAUUAAUUCUGCAAAUCAAACGUUUUAAUUACGGUACCCAAUCAACAACAAAAAUAACCAAAUUUGUUCAAUAUCCACUUGAGCUUAAUCUUACUCCGUUUAUCAUUAAAGGUCAAAAUUUGCAAGAAAUGAUUUAUGAUCUAAUUGCUGUUUGCCUUCAUACUGGUUCACUUUCGGGUGGUCAUUACUUUACAUAUGCCAAACAUGAGCGAAAUGAUCAAUGGUAUUGUUUUAAUGAUUCAUCUGUUACUCUUCAACAGCAAGAUAUAAUUAAUCAAAAUGCUUAUAUUCUUCUGUACAAACAGAGAUAA